UCGAGUUCACACAACCCUCAGUUGCAAGUCAUCAGUUUUUUUUUCUUCUUCAUCUUUCUCCAUCGAGAACUCUUUCACAUCCAGCGAAUUUUUGUUUGGCUAUCAAGACAAUUCUUCACAACAGUGCUCCUUAACAAUUAAAAGUGUUUAAAUAACCCAGCGCCGGGGAGACUUCGACGAACGUGUGGGGCUUACCUUUAAGAAAGACAAAUCAAAAGUCAUGUCAGUUACUAGCAUGAACAUGCCGCAUCAUCUCUUCACCGGUUAUCCAUUCCAAGGUCAGGGACGUGUUAACCAACUCGGCGGAGUGUUCAUCAACGGCCGUCCGCUUCCGAACCACAUCCGCUUGAAGAUCGUCGAACUGGCGGCGGCCGGAGUCCGUCCGUGCGUCAUCUCGCGACAAUUGCGCGUCUCCCACGGCUGCGUCUCCAAGAUCCUCAACCGCUACCAAGAGACGGGCAGCAUCCGCGCCGGAGUCAUCGGCGGAUCGAAACCCAAAAGCGGUUCAUCAACUUCGCCAGGUGGGGGCAACGUGAAUCUCUCCGGUUGCGGGAUGAACAUCGAUGCCGAACGCAAGUCGGAAGAUUACCGACGGGAAACGGCCAAUAGCAACAUUUUCUCGUGGGAAUUUCGCGAUCGACCAUCAAAGCAAGAUGAGAAGGAACUGAUGAACGGGUCGAUAGCGCCAACGGCUUCUAUUAAUCGGUUGUUGCAGCAUCCGCAUCACCGCGGGAUGGUGAUGAUGGAGAACACCAACAGCGCCAUCAGUUCCGACGGCUUAAUCAGCAGACAUCCUCAACACCAGCACUCUAUCGACGGCAUUCUAGCAGCGUUGAUGUGA
Messenger RNA from Daphnia carinata, 841 nucleotides. RefSeq names its product protein gooseberry-neuro-like. NCBI's taxonomy places the organism in Eukaryota, Metazoa, Arthropoda, Branchiopoda, Diplostraca, Daphniidae. The transcript is spliced from 4 exons. Gene Ontology annotation, molecular function: RNA polymerase II cis-regulatory region sequence-specific DNA binding; DNA-binding transcription factor activity, RNA polymerase II-specific. The record is from RefSeq and is a predicted model, not a curated record. The coding region runs from base 221 to 841 and encodes 206 amino acids. Gene Ontology annotation, biological process: anatomical structure development; regulation of transcription by RNA polymerase II.